CUCGUUAGCGGAAGUUGCAGUACGCUUGCGGCAGCAACAGCAGCGGUGUGUGUCUCUGGCGGUUGUAGCUGUUUCUAAAAUCCCCUGUUGAUCGAGAAGAAACCCUGUGUGGCAGUAUGACCAGUGUGGAGACGGUGACGGCAGUGGGAAAGGUUCUGGUGGACCCCACAGUGGACCUGACCCGCCGCUUCAGAGCCUUAUUCACCCUGAGGAACCUGGGAGGGGCUGAAGCUGUGGAGUGGAUCAGUAAGGCCUUCAGUGAUGAGUCGGCCCUGCUGAAGCACGAGCUGGCAUACUGCCUGGGACAGAUGCAGGAUACAAGUGCCAUCCCCUCCCUCACUGCAGUACUCAAAGACACACAGCAGGAGCCCAUGGUCAGGCAUGAAGCAGGAGAGGCUCUGGGUGCGAUAGGUGAUCCUGUGGUUCUGGACUUACUGAAAGAGUACAGUCUGGAUCCCGUCAUAGAGGUUGCAGAGACGUGUCAGCUGGCUGUGCGUCGAAUGGAGUGGCUGCAGACCGGAGGAGAGAAGCAGCUGGACGAUGGGAACACAGAUAAGAACCCUUACCACUCCGUGGACCCCGCCCCCCCAGCAGUGAGGAAGAGUGUGUCAGAGCUGCGCGUCGCCCUGUUGGAUGAGACCCUGCCACUCUUUGAACGCUACCGCGCCAUGUUCGCCCUGCGUAACCUGGGGAACGAGGAGGCUGUGCUGGCACUGGGAGACGGCUUGCAGUGUUCCAGCGCUCUCUUCCGUCACGAGAUCGGCUAUGUCCUGGGUCAGAUGCAGCACCCGGCAGCGGUCCCGGCCCUGCGCGCAGCUCUGGAGCACUCCGGUGAGAGCCCCAUGGUUCGACACGAGGCGGCAGAGGCUCUCGGCUCCAUUGGCAAAGACGAGUGUCUGGCCGUGCUGCAGCAGUUCCGCAGUGACGGAGAACGUGUGGUGAAGGAGAGCUGCGAGGUGGCUCUUGAUAUGCUGGAGUAUGAAAACAGUGGGCAGUUCCAGUAUGCCGAUGAACUGGUCAGGUUACAGGGUUAAACGUUCUAUUAGUUACUUCAAGGUGCUUUUGCUGAAACUGCUUAUUUAACAGGUUUACUGCUGUCUCUACUAGAGUGGUGCAGUGAUGAGUGAUGUGUUGGCUGAUGUCGAUGUUAGCAUCGCAAGGUCUGCCUUAACAAAAAGCAAUGGGAUUUUUCAAUUGGAUUUUGGAAUAUUGCAUGAACGAAUUUACGAUGCUUAUACUUUUUGUUCAGGAGGAUAAUCCCCACAAUAAACACGACUUUUAUGUUUUUUGAAGCGUAAUUGCAACCAACAGAAACAAAGAGGUAACAUUUGGCUAUAAAUAAACUGCAUCAAGGGUGCAUGACUUUCCCAAAACCUGCUAAAACCGCUAAAGGUGGCUAAUGUUAUCAUGAUGUUUAGUUAUCUCAUUUAGUCGCUUGUUAGCAGCUUUUUAUGACACAUAGAAGCUUCAGAUGUUAACCAGUUGAACAUUUACUGACUUAUUUGAUCUUGUAGAUUAAACAUAAAGAAGCUUGUAUUUACUGGCAUCUAACCAAACACAGGUGCAAUACACCGUUGACCUUAAGAUGAGUGAAUCAGAAGUGGUAAAAUGAUCAUUUCCGGGUUUAGGAAUCAUUCCUGCACCACUCUAUUGUAUUACUUUGUGCAGCUGGACAUCUCAGGGCUGCAUCAAUACAAUUAUAGGAUCCUGUGGGAGGAAGCUUUACAGUUCAAAGUAUGGAACUGUUAAAACCCAGAGAGCAUCCAGAGUUUAUGCUGUAAACUUGGAGCUCUGUUUGGCGACGAGGACUCUUUGUUGCUUCCUCUACAAGACGCCACGGCAUACAUGUCCGCACUAUACUUUUGCUCCUCCACUUUGGUCAUUUUUGUGAUCAGUAUGGACUACAUUUGUAAGUGUGGACAUUGGUUCUGAUCCAGGCCUGCUGUCAGUGCAUUCUGCUUGGAUUAUUUAUCACAAGACAAAGAUCUAUCCCCUUGCUACUGUGGAUUUCCAGUUUGUUGGGAAAUAAAAAUCCCUCAUUGCAGGGAAAGAUCCCAAACUGGAAUCUGCUCCAGAGACUAAUGGUGAAACAUUUAAGUGAAACCAAGAUCUCUCAUGGUUGCUUGGUUACUAAAUGGCUGUAGCAAACAGGUUUGACUUUGUGACUUUAUCCAAGUGUGUAAUGUAUGUAAAAUAAACCCGAUGCUAUAUUCAUUUA
Molecule: messenger RNA, 2218 nt
Organism: Eleginops maclovinus (Patagonian blennie)
Lineage: Eukaryota; Metazoa; Chordata; Actinopteri; Perciformes; Eleginopidae
Gene: dohh
Product: deoxyhypusine hydroxylase/monooxygenase
Exons: 6
Coding region: 117-1034 (305 amino acids)
Biological process (GO): peptidyl-hypusine biosynthetic process
Molecular function (GO): deoxyhypusine monooxygenase activity
Source: RefSeq, a predicted model, not a curated record